Molecule: messenger RNA, 648 nt
Organism: Sordaria macrospora k-hell
Lineage: Eukaryota; Fungi; Ascomycota; Sordariomycetes; Sordariales; Sordariaceae
Source: RefSeq, a predicted model, not a curated record
AUGACACUUCAGGAGCUCUCUUUGGAGCUGCUUGAGACCGUCGCCGAAUUCUGCGGCGACAUCGCCAGCGUUGCACCGGACGAACAAACCAGCACAUUCACAAAUGCCAUCGUCAACCCAUACCUCGAUUCAGCCACGUCCAACACCUCAAGCUGGGUACCCUUAAUCGAUUCUACACCGAUCAACCUCCACACCAUGGAAGACCAGCUCCUCACCGCAACCGUCCAACUAUGCCCGAAUCUUGCAGCCACUCGAAUCUCCUUCGGCUCACCGCAACGCUAUCCACCGCAGGAAGCAAGGCAACCAAUCCAGGAACCUUCAGUCUACGUCAGCCUAGCCGAGGAUCACAGCUCAAAGCUGACAUCUCUCAGUCUUGACUUCGGUGCCCUUCUGUGGCAAACAAAUCUCCAGGAUUACGUACCCGGAUACCCAGCCGGUUUACCCCCCUCCGUCGAACGUCUCACAUUGGUUGGCAACGAGCUGGAACCGCUUCAGAGUCCGUACUUCGACCUGAAGAUCCUUACCAACUGGCUAAACACCAAUAACUGCCUGCGUGAGCUUCGUAUGGUGUACGGUUUUGACAAGCUCGUUACAUAUAGGUGGUUCGUCUAUUGCCCUGUCCAUCCCGCUCCUCAAUGGCCCAACUAG